AUGAGGGUCAAGCGAAAGUACGGCAGCAAAAUGUACGAAAGCUCCUGCUCAUAUCAGACGGCGCUGGAUCUGAAACGGGGAGCUUCUCCGCUUGUAACACAUCAAGUGAAAUCGGAAGACUGCCUCGGCUUGACACAGUGCACCGAUUGGGGUUCGUACCGGUUCCAUCAGUCAACAUUCGAACAGCUGAAACAAAGCGUAGAGAAGGCUAAAGCUGCCCUGCAGGACCGGACUUCUUUCCUCGGCAGUUCCAGCGCGUUUAGCGACAUCUAUUCUUCGCCAAGAUUGACGGAAUCGCUUGAAAACGUUAUUUCUCACACCACCUCAAACAAUAACAGCAGCAACAAUGGCACGGCUAGCACAAACCCUGUCUCGAAUGGUAAUGCUAGCGCUGAAAGCAACCCUGCCAAUACUAACACUACCAGUAACGCCGGUAACGCUGGCAGCGUACUAAACGUCAGUGGUAGUAACGCUGGUAGUGGCACGGGGAAUGGCACUAACACCAGUGCUAGUGCUAGUGGUGGUGGUGGUGGUGGUGGUGGUAGUGGAGGAGGUGGUGGAGCAAGUGGAGCAGGUGGUGGUAGUAGUAGCAUCAGCGUUAUAAACGCAACCUCACUCGUGUCGCCAUCGAAUCUGCUGGGUAACGGGCUGGCAAGUCAACGUCACCGAAACGAUCUGCUGGGAUCCGGCAAUCUUAACCUGGUGUCCUCAACCCAGUCGCCCACAACCACCUCGACACCGUCAUCAAUUCUGUCCCAGAACCUAGAAUCUCCGGUGGACGUCAAGUCCCGGCAAGGUAAGUCCGAUGCAAGACUAGCUUUGCACUACUGA
Anopheles marshallii is the source of this 831-nucleotide messenger RNA. Its product is annotated as putative lysozyme-like protein. The transcript has 3 exons. Lineage: Eukaryota; Metazoa; Arthropoda; Insecta; Diptera; Culicidae. The record is from RefSeq and is a predicted model, not a curated record. The coding region runs from base 1 to 831 and encodes 276 amino acids.